This is a messenger RNA of Protopterus annectens (West African lungfish), 1818 nucleotides long. RefSeq names its product RNA polymerase III subunit H (gene POLR3H). Bases 578 to 1228 code for a protein of 216 amino acids. Gene Ontology annotation, cellular component: RNA polymerase III complex. Gene Ontology annotation, biological process: transcription initiation at RNA polymerase III promoter; DNA-templated transcription. NCBI's taxonomy places the organism in Eukaryota, Metazoa, Chordata, Ceratodontiformes, Protopteridae. The record is from RefSeq and is a predicted model, not a curated record. The transcript is spliced from 8 exons.
AAAUCAAAUAAACGCGCUUACAUAACCUUCCAAAUGCCGAAAGACAGUAACACCGACCACAACGCUUUAAUACAGCCCAUAUCGCAACCAAACGAGAACUUAACCUCAAGACAGACACUUAAGUACCGCCUAGAGGCGUAAACUGGACAGCAUUUCCCACGUUGGUGCGUUCCAGCGUUUUGUAACCCGGAAGAACGUUAAAGCAUGUUUGUAUGGGCUGUUGGUAUGAGGUGUUUCAGUAGUAUUGUUAGAAAAUGGCGUAGGAUUUUUGUAAACAUACAUUGAGUGGUACAUUUUGAAAGCCGAAGUGCACUGAAGAUUUAUCAGACCCAUGUUUUUCCUGCAGAUCUAAGCGGUUCAAGGGUUGUUUGUAACAUUGAUAGGCCCACUGGACACAUCCCUUUCCUGGGGUAACUCCAGAGCAAUGUGUGACUGUGACUUGCUCAAGGUGACAAAGUAGGCAAAUAAAGGCUGAGGGAAUCAAAAUCUUCACCACAGGAACUACAUCUCAAAGCCUUGAUCCUCCGCACCAUCUAACAGACAAAUUGGUACUGAAGGAAAGAAAGUUUUGGUCGCCAUGUUCGUCCUGGUAGAGAUGACGGACACUGUGCGGAUCCCUCCUUGGCAGUUUGAGAGAAAACUAAAUGAUGCCAUAGCAGAGGAACUGAAUAAAAAACUCGCUAAUAAGGUUGUGUACAGUGUUGGACUUUGUAUAUGUCUGUAUGAUAUCACCAAACUAGAAGACUCCUAUAUAUUCCCAGGAGAUGGUGCAUCACACACUAAAGUCCAUUUUAGGUAUGUGGUGUUCCAUCCCUUUUUGGAUGAAAUUUUGGUCGGGAAGAUUAAAGCUUGCAGCCAGGAAGGCGUGCAUGUGAUGAGGCUGAGCAGGUUUGGGUUUGGGAGUAUGAAACUGAUGAAGGAGCCCAUGACCUUUACAUGGAUAUUGGAGAAGAAAUCCGGUUCCGAAUUGUGGAUGAGACAUUUGUUGAUACGUCACCAACAGGGCCAAGUUCAGCAGAUGCAUCAACAUCUACCUCAGAAGAGGUGCAAAAAGAAUCUCCCUACAGACUCACAAUGUUGGAUCAAGAGGCAUUUUGGUAUAAUAUUUGGCAUCUUCCAGCUGUCUCUGAGCCUCAGCAUCAUACUGGGUCAAAUUCAUGACUACCACAGCACCACCUUUGUCCGCAGAGAUGAUUACCAAAUUUUUAUUAUUGGGAUCUAUAAGUGAGCCUGGACUAGGACUUCUGUCUUGGUGGACAAACAGCUAACAGAAAGAAGGCACACACCUGUGUUCUCACAAACUGGACAAGUUGAGGCUUUUGAGAGGGUGCCAGGGAACCUCUGGAGUAGUUUUUCAAACUGGUUAUUAAUAUGCCAGCUGCAAAGCAGGAGCUUUGGUAGCUGUGAGUUUCCUGUUUUAGAACAUUGACUUUUAAUGUUUUUUGGACUGUAUUUUUGUUUUUUUAACAUUAUUCACCUUAUGAACUUGGCACAUAAUUAUCAUGACUGUGCCAUAUGAAAAUGGUCUCUGUAUACUUUGCUGUUGAAUACAGAGGGACAUCUACUGCAGAAACUUCUGGUGUGUACAGGUCCUUGGAAAGUGAUCACAGAAUGCUUUCCUGAAAACUUUUAUUUAUGUAUAUAUCAAGAGAUGAGAAGAAUCGAGUUUUGGAAGGUAAAAUGAUGUGCAGUUUUUCCUUGAAAACAAGCAGAACAAAUAGCAGAUAUUUUCAUUAAAAAGUAGUGUUUCUCUCUGUCACACCAUUAGUAUUACUUUAUUUGGUUUUGAAACCAAUUAAAUUCUGCUUUUAACAGACA